Messenger RNA from Pollicipes pollicipes, 3658 nucleotides. Its product is annotated as heat shock 70 kDa protein 12A. NCBI's taxonomy places the organism in Eukaryota, Metazoa, Arthropoda, Thecostraca, Pollicipedomorpha, Pollicipedidae. The transcript is spliced from 13 exons. Bases 113 to 2851 code for a protein of 912 amino acids. The record is from RefSeq and is a predicted model, not a curated record.
GCGGCCCGACGCCGACGCCGCGGAGGAGGCUGGCACGCACACGGUCGCCACGCAGACGCACCUGGUCAGCAAGGUAGUGCGUCGGGUGCCGGUGGCGGCCAAUGAGGUGUACAUGGUGCAGGUGUGCGAGCCGCCGCAGUCGCCGCAGGAGGCACCGGAGCCAGCCGACGCGCGCUGCUCGCCCCGGCCCGGGCGCGGCAACAGAGAGACCCCGCCCAAGCCGCCGCGCAUGCUCCACCUCGAGACCAGGCUGGACUUCACGCGCGACCCGUUGUCCUUCUCAUCGCUGACGUCGGCGGCGUCAUCCGACGGCAGCCAUGAGGGCGCCCCCCGCCUCACCGAGGCCAUCAACCACGACCUGGUGCGGGCGCACGACCUGCUCGGGCGCGAGCCGGCGCCGGCGCCCGGCCGGCCCGGCGCCGAUACGCGGCAGGCCGAGACCGUGCUCCGUGAGCUGGACCGAGCGCUGGACGCCCACGCAGCGCCCGCCGACCCGCACGGCUUCAGCUCGGCUUUCGCCGCGCAGAUGGCGCGCGAGCGGCACCUGCAGACCUGGUGCGAGGAGGAGCGUGGCUCGGAGCCCGGCCCGGAGCACGAGCCAGGGCGUGAUGUCUGGAGUCUCGGGAGCGAGGGCGACGCGCGCUCCCGUAGUUCGCCGAGUCCGCGAGGUGAGGCGCUGAGCAUCGAGGGCAAGGCGCCGAGUCUCGGGGGCGAGACGCCGAGUCUCGGGAGCGAGGCGGGGCGUACGCAGGACGCCCGGUCGGCCAGCCCGACGGACGAGCGACUGCACCCCUCCGAGCGCGAGGCAGCGCCCGAUGGUGCCGCCUGGAACCGCCACAGCCAUACCGAGAACUAUAACCUGGUGGAGGAGGUGACCGAGGCCGAGCAGAGCGUGCUGUCGCCGCCGCAUCUCUGUGACAGCCUCUGCUCGGACAUGGGUGACGUGGGCGUGACCCGCUACGCCACGCCCAGCACGGCGCCGACCACGCCCACGGCCAGUCCGGCACCACGACUCGAGUCACCGCCGGACCGCGCUGCCGGGCCAGCCGACACCCGGCCGCACGCGCACACCGUGGUCGUGGCCAUCGACUUCGGCACCACAUACAGCGGCUACGCCUUCAGCUUCGUCACGAACCCGACCAGCAUCCACAUCAUGAGGAGGGCCGACGGCGGGGACCCCGGACUCAACAACCAAAAGACGCCGACGGCGUUGCUGCUGACGCCGCAGGGCGACUUCAGUGCCUUCGGUUACGCCGCCCGGGACGCGUACCAUGACCUGGAGCCCCGACAGGCCGCCGACUGGCUCUUCUUCGACAAGUUCAAGCUCUCUCUCCACACGGACGCGAGCCUGAGCCUGGACACCUACAUUCCGGCCGCCAAUGGCCAGUGCAUUUCGGCGCUGGCAGUGUUCGCGCAUGCGCUCUCCUUCUUCCGGCGCCAAGCGAUGGCCGAAUUGGAUGACCUGGUGGGGGACCCGGUGCCGCCGGAGCAGGUCCGCUGGGUCAUCACCGUCCCGGCCAUUUGGCGGCAGCACGCCAAACAGUUUAUGAGGCAGGCUGCCUAUCAGGCCGAGCUGUGCUCCGAGGAGAGCCGGGAGACGCUGAUGAUCGCCCUCGAGCCUGAGGUGGCCUCCGUCUACUGCCACAGCCUGCGCCUGCACGAGCUGGUGCAGGAGGGCGGCGACCGGCUCUCAGUGCAGGAGAACCCCCACGGCGCCGAGGCGCGCACGGGCGCCGCCGUCGACAUGGUCCAGGGUACCCGGUACUUGGUGGUGGACUGCGGCGGCGGCACAGUCGACAUCACCGUGCACGAGGUCAUUGACUCGGGGCGCCGCCAACUCAAGGAGGUGUACAAGGCCAGCGGUGGGCCCUACGGCAGUGUAGGCGUGGAUAUGCAGUUUGAGCGGCUGCUCUGUGAUAUAUUCGGUGCCGAGUUUGUGGCCGGGUUCCGGUGUCGGCGGCCGGCCGCCUGGGUCGACCUCAUGGUGGCGUUCGAGGCGCGCAAGAGGUCGGCCUCGCCCGGCAAGAAGUCCCCGCUCAACGUGGCCCUGCCGUUCGCCUUCAUCAGCGAAUACAAGAAAGCCAGGGGCAAGAGGGUGGAGCAGGCGGUGAGGGCCUACAAAGCUGGCCAAGUGCGCUACACGGAUGGCAUGCUCCGCCUGGAGUCCAGCCUCAUGCAGCAGCUCUUCGUCCCCACCCUGAACAAGAUCACAGAGCAAGUGGAAGCUCUUUUUGCGAUGGUUUCAAACAUGCACUACCUCUUCCUCGUUGGAGGCUUCGCGGAAUCCAGAUUUCUGCAGGAGCGGAUGAAAAGCGAGUUCUCGGAAAGGAUCAAGGUUGUGAUACCACAGGAGAUGAGUCUGGCGAUCCUGCGUGGUGCAGUUCUGUUCGGCCUCGACAGCAGCGUCAUCCAAGUGAGACGGUCCACCAUGACAUACGGCGUAGGCGUGCUCAACAAGUUCAUGCGCGGCAUCCACCCACAAGGCAAGCUGCUGGUGCGCGACGACCGUGAGUGGUGCGCCGACAUCUUCGAUAAGUUCGUGACGGCCGACCAGUCGGUGGGCGUGGGCGAGACCCUGCUGCGCCGCUACACGCCGGCGCGCGUCGACCAGACUACCAUCGUGCUCCACCUCUACUGCUCGCAUAAGGAGAAGGUCACGUUCGUAACGGACGAGGGCGUGGAGCGGUGCGGCACACUGAAGCUGACCUUGGAUGGAAGCCCACUGAGUCCCGUCAAGCGCCGUGAAGUCCAGGUCCGGAUGCGUUUCGGCGACACGGAGAUCGUGGCCUCGGCAGUGGACGUGCUCACCCAGCGGUCCGUGUCGGCACACAUCGACUUCCUCGGUCUCUGAGACGCAGCGGUCCGUGUCGGUACACGUCGACUUCCUCGGUCUCUGAGACGCAGCGGUCCGUGUCGGCAUACAUCGGCUGCCUCGACCUCUGAGACGCAGCGGUCCGUAUCGGCACACAUCGGCUUCCCCGACCUCUGAGACGCAGCGGUCCGUCUCGGCACACAUCGGCUUCCUCGGCUUCUGGGGCCGGCCCUGCACCAGCGGCGAUGCUGCCUGCUGUUGCCCUGUGUGUGUCCGUGGCGCAGCAGCUCGUGCUGCCCUCUGUGUGUCCGUGGCGCGGCAGCCUGUGCUGCCCUCUGUUCGACGAUGCGGCGCGCCGUGUUUAUGAAGGCGGCGAAAUGAGAUGUCGAAUGGUCUGGCCGUUAUGUGAUGCGUAAAGGUGUAAAAUAUGCGUCGAAAGCUGUGUUUAUACCGUGUAACGUAGGAAGGCUAUCGGUAGUUGUUUUGCGACUUGGCCAACCUUGACUUGUGCUCGUGGCAUUGCCACAUCUGAGAAGUGCAGCACCGUAGUUGAGCUUUAUGGUUUUACAUGACGUUGCAGAUAAUGUGAGAGAUGGCUGAAUUAUAAUUUGUACGUAAAAUCAUUUAAAUCUUGAGCACUCCAUGCCCUGUUAGAUUAUGCUCGUUACGCUCCAGUCGGCAGGGGAGGGUGGGACAUGUCCCGACCUCCGAAUAUUCAUGCAUUUAUAGAUAUAUGCGUAUGAUUUAUUCACUUCAGUGACCAUCGCGUUCAGACGCUGGUAACAAUUACAUAUAAAUGCUUGCUUGCUUACUUAUUCAUUCUGCUUUAACGAGCGCAUCACAUCU